CACAAUGAGUCCGGGACUCUCUGGUGCCCUUUAAGUCAAGGGCCUCGGCAAUUCACUCUGCCAAGGCUGGUAAUCCUUUGCCAACAGUAUGCUGUCUGUUUUUUGGGUGGUUCUGACCUGAGGAGCUUACAGUAUCUGUUUAACGAGCGCAUGGGAAGCAUCACAUAAAGCUCUCCCUGGAGCUCUGUGCGGCCUUGCUGCAGGGGGUAAUGAUCUUUUAUUAACAGUCAAAGAAUGGACUCUAACAAAGUGGUUGAACUUCUGCUCCCGGUGUAAGCGUUACAUCGCUCGAUAAUGACAUUAGAAAGACCGAGCGAAGCAGAAAUGUGACAACACUUGUUAAAGAGGCUCCAGAGCGUUGACAGCUCCAGGUUUACCCGUGCAGGGGCAUCAAGACGGACGAGAAAACCCCGAGGAUCAGGGCCUCCUGUCCGGAUGACACCAGCAGGAGCCAGCUACACCGCUAUCCUUAGCUAGCAUUAGCUAAGCUAACAAAUGUCUUCCCUGAAUUCGAAAUAAUUGUAAAUGGAUAACUUCAUGCGAACAAUUUGAUUUGAGGUGUGUGGGACUGGGACUUGUUAGGGGGUUUGCUGUCACCGGAUGGACGGACGACAUCCUUUCUAGGACUAACUGGCAGUGUACACUGAAAGGUUCUCCAGGCAUGAUGGAAGGACUUCAUAGUCAGGCUUUAAGCCUGGAUCCACGCAGGCAGGAACUGCUCGAGGCUCGCUUCACUGGUGUUGGUGUGACCAAGAGUUCAGCCAACAGUGAAUCAUCCGACCAGUCACUGUGCAGCGCGGGAUCACUCAGUGACAAGGAACUGGAGACACCAGAGAAGAAGGCCAAUGACCAGAGAAACAGGAAGAGGAAAGGAGACGUCUAUGACAGCAAUAGCCAGGGAAAAGGAAGAGGGCACAAAGUAAGCGACUAUUUUGAGUUUGCUGGUAGCAGUGGCUCUGGCACCAGUCCUGCCCGGGGCAUCCCCAUGCUGGUGCGCCCCUCUCCACAGCACUCACUGUCUAAUCCUCUGUUUCAGCAUGGCAGUCCUUCGUCCACUGGCUCAGCCCACACAGACUCUUCAUCUUGCAGCUCUGUUAAGACAACCCCGACACACUCCUGCUCACACAAAGCCAUCCAGUCAGAGCUGACGCUGCUGAAACUGACAGCACUGGAGAAGGACAAGAACUCUGACCUGGAGAAGAAAGAGGGGAGAAUAGAUGACCUCCUGAGGGCUAACUGCGACUUGAGGCGGCAGGUAGAUGAGCAACAGAAGAUGCUGGAGCGCUACAAGGAACGACUUAACAAGUGUGUGACCAUGAGCAAGAAGCUCCUAAUCGAGAAGUCAAAGCAGGAGAAGAUGGCUUGCAGGGAUAAGAGCAUGCAGGACCGCCUGCGCCUGGGCCACUUCACCACCGUACGACACGGAGCCUCCUUCACUGAACAGUGGACAGAUGGAUAUGCCUUCCAGAACCUCAUCAAGCAGCAAGAGCGAGUCAACUCGCAGCGGGAGGAGAUUGAGAGGCAGAGGAAGCUGCUGGGGAAGAGGAAACCUCCUUCCAUGGCCCAGACGCCUCCACCCAGCCUCGAACAGAACAAACGAAAGAGCAGGAGCAACGGCCAGGAGAAUGAAGCGUUGUCACUGGCAGAAUAUCAUGAGCAAGAGGAGAUUUUCAAACUUCGAAUUGGUCAUCUAAAAAAGGAAGAAGCCGAGAUCCAGGCAGAACUGGAGCAUUUGGAGCGAGUGAGGAACUUGCACAUUCGGGAACUGAAGAGAAUCCAUAACGAGGACAACUCGCAAUUUAAAGACCACCCCACGCUGAACGAGCGAUAUCUGCUUUUACAUUUACUUGGAAGAGGAGGCUUUAGUGAAGUGUUCAAGGCUUUCGAUUUGACAGAGCAAAGGUAUGUGGCCAUUAAAAUCCAUCAACUCAACAAGAACUGGAGGGAGGAGAAAAAGCAAAACUACCAUAAACACGCCUGUAGAGAGUACAGAAUCCACAAGGAACUUGACCACCCUAGAAUAGUCAAACUCUACGACUAUUUCUCACUCGACACAGACUCGUUCUGCACAGUGCUGGAGUACUGUGAAGGCAAUGAUCUGGACUUCUACUUGAAGCAGAAUAAGCUGAUGACCGAGAAGGAGGGCCGCUCUAUUGUAAUGCAGAUUGUCAACGCUCUCAAGUAUCUCAACCAGAUUCGCCCACCCAUCAUCCACUAUGACCUCAAGCCAGGAAACAUCCUGUUGGUUAAUGGCACAGCUUGUGGAGAGAUAAGGAUCACUGAUUUCGGCCUGUCCAAGAUCAUGGAUGAUGACAGCUACAACUCUGCAGAUGGCAUGGAGCUGACCUCACAGGGAGCAGGGACCUACUGGUACCUGCCUCCUGAGUGCUUUGUGGUGGGCAAAGAGCCACCCAAAAUAUCCAACAAGGUCGAUGUUUGGUCAGUAGGGGUCAUCUUCUACCAGUGCUUGUAUGGACGCAAGCCAUUCGGUCAUAACCAGUCACAGCAGGACAUCCUUCAAGAGAACACCAUAUUAAAAGCCACUGAGGUGCAGUUUCCUCCCAAACCUGUGGUCACCACAGAUGCGAAGGCCUUCAUUCGACGUUGCCUGGCUUAUCACAAGGAGGACCGUGUGGAUGUGUUUCAGCUGGCCAGCGACCCCUUCCUAAUGCCCCAUAUUCGAAAAGCUCUGGGCAGCAGCACACCCCUGGCACCUCCCGUCCCCUCCACCUCCAGCUGCUACAGCAGCAGUGCCUCUGAGUGAAGCAAGCGCAAAGAAACUGGAAGAAAACCCCAGUGAGGACAAAUCCACGCAGAGACAUUACACACUUGAUGAAAAUCCUCCUUUGCCCUCCUGAAUUUGAAAGAGAGCAUUAUGGGAUGUAGGGAUUGCAAAAGUGUGAAUGGAACCAAGAUAUUGGAUGACGUGGCGAUAUCGUUGUUUACGUAAUAAUGAAGGGCCGGUCUCUGGCUGUGGGCUCAGUAGAACCCAAAGAUUUGCCCAUAUGCAUGCACUAACACGAAAACUUUGGCUCAUUUCAAGGGGCUUUUCUUUUCAUGAUAAAUAGUAAAAGCACCCGAAAAAUUGCACAAACUGACAGGCUGAGGCAUGUGCCAUGUGUGGAAGAUGACAUGCCUGUGCUCUGGAAGAUUUAGAAGAAGCAUUAAUGGAAUUUCAUCACAAUUUGCUUGAAAUGCAUCAUCUAUUAAAAUAUUUUUAAAAAUUAGUGUCACUUUCACAUAUGUAUCCCUAUAGGUUUGAUCCUGGGACUUUCAGGAAGGGCUCUUACAAGUAGUAAGGAAUGACUGAUGACCAAAGUUCAAGGCCUGCCUUGUUGAAAUGGCACCAUUUUGAGCGAUCAGAAAAGGACUCGACACAGAAGAGGUCUGAUUCCAGGAAGAGCAGCUGGUUUUGACCUACUUUAAAUAUUUUACUGGAUAACUGGAAGUCAAUUUAUUUUAAUUGUUAAGUCCAUAUUUUUCCAUGAAAUUUACCCCUUUUUGUUAACCUUGGAGUGUGGGGGGGGGGGGGGUGACUGUGAGUGAGUGAUUGUGAUGACAGUUAAGAUUCAACAGAGAUAAUCAUGAAAUCAUUAAUAAACACAUUUGGUUAA
Scatophagus argus is the source of this 3614-nucleotide messenger RNA. Its product is annotated as serine/threonine-protein kinase tousled-like 2. Gene Ontology annotation, molecular function: protein serine/threonine kinase activity; ATP binding. NCBI's taxonomy places the organism in Eukaryota, Metazoa, Chordata, Actinopteri, Scatophagidae. The record is from RefSeq and is a predicted model, not a curated record. Gene Ontology annotation, cellular component: nucleus. Bases 662 to 2764 code for a protein of 700 amino acids. The transcript has 21 exons. Gene Ontology annotation, biological process: intracellular signal transduction; peptidyl-serine phosphorylation; chromosome segregation.